Messenger RNA from Maudiozyma barnettii, 603 nucleotides. RefSeq lists its product as uncharacterized. The transcript has a single exon. NCBI's taxonomy places the organism in Eukaryota, Fungi, Ascomycota, Saccharomycetes, Saccharomycetales, Saccharomycetaceae. Bases 1 to 603 code for a protein of 200 amino acids. The record is from RefSeq and is a predicted model, not a curated record.
AUGAGAGAGUGUAAGUCUGAUUACGAAUGUUGUUCGAACUAUAAACUUAUCCUUCAACAUACUCCACAAAAGAAUUGUUCUCACUCCGAUGAUGUUAAUGACAGAUCAAGAUAUCUGGAAGAAACACCACCGCAAGACAGGGUUCCUCAAAGAUGUGAUUGUGAAAUUGAAAACGCUUGUAAAGAAGACACAAUUGAAAACACUCCCAUCCAGAUCGCAACCAUUGACGAUGACAAUCAUAUCUUUAUAUCUUUGUUUAGAAGCCCAAGGAACCUAAAAGAAGCAAAAAAUGUAUUAUUAUAUAAUAUCAGUUAUCGCUCCGAGGAAGCGAGAAAAUACGAUAAAUAUUUCAGAAGAAAAUACAGUAAAACACACGUAGUAAUCAUAACACAACUAGCGACAAAACAAAAAAAGGGUUGCUCAAAUUAUUAUGUAAUCAUAAUAGUAAUAAGAGUAAUAGAGAGAAAGAUUUACUAUUGCAUUACUAUUGUAUCUCUUUGUGUAUGCGAUGGAUGGAUGGAUAGAGUGAAAAUUUUCAUUUGCAGAACUAAUAGAAUAAGGGAUAUAUAUUAUAUAUAUAAAUAUAAAGGGAGGAACAUAUAG